Messenger RNA from Alligator sinensis (Chinese alligator), 1170 nucleotides. RefSeq names its product MAF bZIP transcription factor G (gene MAFG). The transcript is spliced from 2 exons. Gene Ontology annotation, molecular function: RNA polymerase II cis-regulatory region sequence-specific DNA binding; DNA-binding transcription factor activity, RNA polymerase II-specific. Gene Ontology annotation, cellular component: nucleus. Gene Ontology annotation, biological process: regulation of epidermal cell differentiation; regulation of transcription by RNA polymerase II. Bases 51 to 539 code for a protein of 162 amino acids. The record is from RefSeq and is a predicted model, not a curated record. Lineage: Eukaryota; Metazoa; Chordata; Crocodylia; Alligatoridae.
UGACCCCCUCGGCUCUCUCCUCAGAUCCUGACUGACGAGGCUGUCGUGUUAUGACGACCCCCAACAAAGGAAACAAGGCCUUGAAGGUGAAGCGGGAGCCAGGAGAGAAUGGGACCAGCCUGACGGACGAGGAGCUGGUGACCAUGUCUGUGCGGGAGCUGAACCAGCAUCUGCGGGGCCUGUCCAAGGAGGAGAUCAUCCAGCUGAAGCAGCGCCGGCGCACACUCAAGAACCGCGGCUACGCGGCCAGCUGCCGUGUCAAGCGUGUCACGCAGAAGGAGGAACUGGAGAAACAGAAGGCAGAGCUGCAGCAGGAGGUGGAGAAGCUGGCCUCGGAGAACGCCAGCAUGAAACUGGAACUUGACGCCCUGCGCUCCAAGUACGAGGCCCUGCAGAACUUCGCCCGGACCGUGGCGCGGAGCCCCGUGACCCCUGCCCGCGGGCCCCUGGCCUCUGGCAUGGGGCCGCUCGUUCCGGGAAAAGUGGCCACCACCAGCGUCAUCACGAUAGUGAAAUCCAAAACGGACGCCCGGUCGUAGUAAAGCGCACGCUCCCGGCGCUGGUCUGUGCAGGGCCGUUAGGCACGCGGCCGGCCUGGACCCCCGAAGCACAACCCCCUUCCUAGCCGGGCCAGGGCUCCAUCCCUGUGGCCCAGGACCAGCCCGCGGCUCACUCCGGUGUUGUGUGUUGUUUUGUUGAGAUUGAUGUGACCAGUGGUGAUGUGUCCCCUGUGCUGUGCGAGCAGAGCCUCCUGCCUGGGCCGGCAGGGCAGAGAUGGUGCUUGGCCUUGGCAUCCUCGGCACAGACCGUCCGUGCAGCGAGGAGGAAGGUGUGAUGGCGGAGGCCUGUGGCGCCACCCGUCUUGGGGAGGGGUGGGGGCGGCGGCUCUGCCGCAGGGGGCUGGGAACACUGAAGUCAGUCGCUCCCGACAGCUUUAUUCCAUUGCGCUUCCCAGGGGUGCGUCACGGCACCCGUCUGCCAUGUGCCCAAAUCUGCUGCUUCUAUCUCGUGUGGUACCGGUGGCUGUAGUGGGGAUUGGUCCGGGGGGCUGAUUCUGUGCUCACCUCCUAGGUGCGUCCCCUCCUCACCCUGAAGGGGGUUGUCUUGGCUUCCACUGUGUCAGUCUCAUGACCCCACGGCAGUGGACAGGGGUGCUGCAGCUCCCCGGUU